AAAACACAUCCUUGUUUCGUGUUGUGAUUUUGUGAUGUGAUAAAAACUUAUUUAUUUAAUUAUGUAUACCAUUGUUGUUUAGUUGUACUAGAUAUUUUCUGUGUCUUAUUAGAUAAAUUAGUGUAAAGAUGGACCCUUACGAAAUAGAGUUUAUAGGAGAAAACAGAAUCAGCAGUAUCAUACCAAACUUCACAUACGAUAAAAUCUAUUUGAUUUGUGGGGAAUUUGGACCUUUCCGUGCUGGUUUACCUCUUAACGUGCCACUAUGGUUAGCAAUUAUGCUAAAACAAAAACAAAAAUGCAGGAUUGUGCCACCAGAAUGGAUGGACAUUGAUGUCUUGCAAAAUAUCAAAGAAGAGGAGAAACGGUCAAGAUUCUUUACAAAAAUGCCAAAUGAACAUUACAUGGUUGAAGCGAAACUUAUUCUCGGUGUGGCUGCAGAAGAUGUACCCAAUGCAGCGGAGAUAAAGACCAUUAUUAAAGACAUUUGGGACAUUCGUAUGUCUAAGCUGAGAACAUCCAUGGAUGCGUUGAUGAAGUCGGGUGGCAGCUAUGGUCGACUGGACCACCUUACGAUGAUGGAGAUAAACUCGGUGAAACCUUUGCUGCCUUCCGCUAUGGAUGAGUUGUAUAAAAUUAAAAUGAUGACAAAACGUGCACCUACUGCAGCCAAUUUAAACAACUCAACAUUCAGCCAAUCAGGAAGCUCACAAAAUACCUAGAUUAGUUUAGAAAGUAUUUACAAGUAAUUUUUAAAGAUUGUGAUAUUUUUACAUAAUUUUAUAAUAAAAACCAG
This is a messenger RNA of Chilo suppressalis (striped riceborer), 796 nucleotides long. Lineage: Eukaryota; Metazoa; Arthropoda; Insecta; Lepidoptera; Crambidae. The record is from the annotation of a GenBank genome assembly.